Peromyscus californicus insignis is the source of this 4853-nucleotide messenger RNA. RefSeq names its product lysosomal Pro-X carboxypeptidase-like. Lineage: Eukaryota; Metazoa; Chordata; Mammalia; Rodentia; Cricetidae. The record is from RefSeq and is a predicted model, not a curated record. The coding region runs from base 3179 to 4354 and encodes 391 amino acids. Gene Ontology annotation, biological process: proteolysis; angiogenesis involved in wound healing; regulation of blood vessel endothelial cell migration. Gene Ontology annotation, molecular function: serine-type exopeptidase activity; dipeptidyl-peptidase activity. The transcript has 7 exons.
UCUACACAGUCCUGGCUGUUCUGGUACUCAUUAUUUAGAUCAGGCUGGGCUAGAACUCAUAGAGAUCCACCUGUCUCUGUCUCCUGAGAUAUGAGCUGGGAUUAAAGGUGUGAACCACCAUGCCCAGUACAUAUUGUGUGUUUUGAUUAUGGCCUCUACUAGAUAAAUAUAAGGGUGGACUUUUCACACACUUAUUUGGCAUUGUGCGUUUGGAGUUUAGUAUUAUAUUAAGCAUGUAAUAAGUGCCCAAUAUAUAUUUGUUAUAAAUGAACAAAAUAAAAGCAAAAGUGUAAGUAAAUGUAAGAAGAUGUAAGUUUCACCAUCAUGUAGGGAGGACAGAGGUGAAGCUGGUGGUGUAUUUUAGUUGAUCUUCCUGUUCGUUCACUUCUUUUAUACUCAUAAGUAUUAACACAGUAGGACCAUUAACUUGCUUCCAUGCCUGUGUUUCUAGUUACCUUUCAUUAUACUUAAAUCCAUGAAUAAAACUUAAAUUAGAGCAAACGAAAAGAUGACAUCAUCCUUCUUGGCAUGUCAGGAACCUGUGAGUAGAAAAUGUCAAAUUUCUAUCAAAAAUACAGGCUCAAUUGUGGUAAAGUAGAAAAUAUCAUAUUAUCCAGAAUGGAAGUAUCUGCCAUGGUGCCUGGUAUGCAGGAACCUGCAGAAAACGCUUGCUCCGUGAGCUCAGUUGAAAUAAAGAUGUGAAUUCACUCAUAGCUCCUGAAUUCCCAUUUGUGAUUUUUACCCCUCUCUUACAAGUGUUAAGAGUCUAAAUAUGUGGAAAGUAGAAGAAAGGAGAUCCAGGACCUGAGUCAAUGACAGCUGGAAUCAAGUCUCAUUGCCCCUCAGAUUCCCGCUGUUACUCUGUGAGAAACCAGGACUGCCUCAUCUCUUUUCUCUUCUUUAGAUGUGGCUUCCCUUUUGUGCCAGAGCCACAGGGCAACUUCUCCUGCUCUUUAAUCUAGGCAGAGAGCUGGUCCUGCCUCCAGCAGACCCCACUGCUGUACAGGCGCUGCAGUGGGAGUUAAGGCUCACGGGGCAAACUCUCUCAUUAGAAGGGCAGGAAUGAAAAGACGCUCAGUGUAGGAGCAGUUCCGGAGAGUUGACCAGAAAGAGAUCCCAAAAGGGCAGAUCCUCACCCUCCCUAGUCCUAGACAGCUUCCUUUGCAAACUAAAAUAUCACAAUUGUAUGUUCACCUCUACAUACAGAUUUCCUGAGAGAUUGUAUAGUAGUGAAGAUGUUAGCCAGACGCAGAGGUUCGAUUCUUAUUUUGUUAGUUGGUUGUUUGAAUUUGGGUAAGCUUUUAACUCUACAGUUCAGUCUUCCCAUCUGUUAAACGGAUAUAAUAAAAAAAUACCUAUUUCCUAGUGUUGUUUUGACAAUUAAAUAAAAUUAAGGCACCUGUAGAAAUAUAGUGUUAUGCUGUGAGAUAGUUGUACACUGCAUGAAGAUAUAUUGCUGUGAUUGCUUUAAUAAAGAGCUGAAUGACCAACAGCUAGGCAGGAGGUAUAGGAGGGACUUCUGGGCAGAGAGAGGAAGUAGGAGGAGAUAAUCGAGGUGCAGAGGAGAUGCCAACAGACAUGGAGGGAGUCAGACAUACAGAAUGAAGGAAAGGAAAAGCCACAUGGUAAAACAUUGAUUAAUAAAAGCAGGUUAAUUUAAGUUAUAAGAGCUAGUGGGAAAAGCCUAAGCUAAAACCGAGCUUUCAUAAUGAGUAAGACGUCUUUGUAUCUGUUUGAGGUGGGUGGCAGAAAAGAAAGUCCAUCUGCAGUGUUAAUACAUGUUAACACAUUACUUAGUCCUCUUUUGAAAAGUAAAAAUACCCUUGAAAUGGAUGCAAGCAAAUAAUCGCUAAUUGUACCAUGCAUCUGUUCGGUUAAGUUGCUUCCUGUCAAAACCUGAGGUCAGCUCCACAGAGGUCUGAUCCUACUCUUAAGAUAUUCAUAAUCUGGUGCUGUAAGAUAUACAUGUGAGUUCCUGUUGCAGCAGGUAGAAUAGACUUCUUUGCAGCACUCUGGUGUUGAGGGGAGAUGGACAGCUCUGCUGGGCUGGGGCAUGCAGAGGAGGAUGUGCUGAGCUGGGUAUGGCUGGAACUGGAAUAUGUGGCUGGAGUAAGCAGCUCUGUGAAAGAGAAGUGGAGUCUUGACAAGCACAGGUAUCAGGCUAACAUGUCCAUUAUCCCCACAGGGGAUAAUAAUUCCUUAGAGAUGGCUCUAAACAACCAAAGCCAUUUUGAGGUUCUUAUGCCUUGUUAGGGAAUAGUAACUUGUUAAACACAAACAGCAUUCAUUGGGAAUGACAUGGCUUUAAUCCAUGAUAUAUGUCUAAUCCACUGACCUGUCUGCUUGGGAUGCUUCCUUAGGAAGGAUUCAGAGGUCACCAUCCAGUCAAAGAGAAAGAGGCAGAUGAUUAGUGAGAAGCCAUCAGUGUGGGGGGAAUAAGGGAGUCUAGUGGCCUUUGGUGACUGCUCUGCAUUACAGCCUGUAUUCAGUCUUGGCUCUGCCACCUGUGUGAACACUGAGCCUUGGGUCUCAGUGUCCUUGUCUGUAAAAGCACAGUGCCUGAUUCUUGUUUAUUGUGCUAAUUAGGUGAAUUAUUACAUGCAGUGGUUAGAACAGUAUCUGACACAUUGUAAGCAGGAAUUAAUAACUGCUGUUAGCUAAUUUCCUAAUAUAUAAGUUUAAAAUCCUGAGGGAGUUUGGGGUGAGUGUCAGAAGAGGAGGUCACAUUUGUUGUGCAUGGACAAUGAAAGCCUCGUUUUUACUCUUCCUUUGUUUCUGUGUUUGAGACAGGCUCAUCCUUGUGAGCUCAGGCUAAUUUGGAAGUUACUAUGUUGUACAGGUUGGCUUUGUGCUAGGGGCUGGGGGCUCCUCUGUCUCUGUCUCUCUGUCUCUCUGUCUCUCUGUCUCUCUGUCUCUCUGUCUCUCUGUCUCUCUCUCUCUCUGUCUCUGUCUCUCUCUCUCUACUCCUGGUGCUGCCAUACUUGGCUGUGGAACCCAUUUUCAAAAGUGCAACAAGGAUCACAUAUCUGUGCAACACACAUAAAUUGCACAAUUUUUUUCCCCCAGAGAACACUUUCUGGUGUGGUUUAAUAUCUAUUUUUAUGGUCUGUAGAAGUUCAAUGUGAUAUUUUUACACCCUAAUUUUACUCCUGGAUUUGUGAACUCUUUCCAGGGGUUCAUGUGGGAUGUGGCUGAGAAGCUGAAAGCUUUGUUGGUGUUUGCUGAACAUCGAUACUAUGGGGAGUCCCUUCCCUUUGGUGAUGAUUCCUUCAAGGACUCCAAGCACUUGAAUUUUCUGACAUCAGAACAAGCUCUGGCUGAUUUUGCAGAGUUAAUUAGACACUUGAAAAGAACUGUCCCAGGAGCCGAUGGUCAACCUGUCAUUGCCAUCGGGGGCUCUUAUGGCGGUGUGCUUGCAGCCUGGUUCAGGAUGAAAUAUCCUCAUUUAGUAGUGGGAGCUCUUGCAGCUUCUGCCCCUAUCUGGCAGUUUGAAGAGUUGACGCCCUGUGGUGUGUUUAUGAAGAUCGUAACUGAAGAUUUUAAGAAAGGUGGUAUGAAAUGUUCGGAGAGCAUCCUCAGGUCUUGGGGUGCCAUUAACCGACUCUCCAAUACGGGCAGUGGUCUACCAUGGCUUACCAGAGCCUUUCACCUGUGCAGCACCCUAAACUCUGAGGACAUCCAGCGCCUGAAAGACUGGCUCUCUGAGACCUGGGUGAACCUGGCCAUGGUGAACUACCCGUACCCGGCCAACUUUUUAAAGCCUUUGCCUUCUUGGCCUGUCAAGGAAGUGUGCCAGUAUCUGACAAAUCCCUAUAUGUCGGAUUCCCUGCUGGUGCAGAACAUUUACCAAGCUCUGAAUGUAUAUUAUAAUUAUUCAGGCCAGACCAGAUGCAAUAAUAUUUCUGAAACAACAAUUGGCAAUUUAGGAUCCCGGGUUUGGGGCUAUCAGACCUGCACAGAAAUAAUCCUGCCUUUUUGCACGAAUGGUGUUGAUGACAUGUUUGAACCCCGUACAUGGGACUUAGACAAGUAUUCUGAUGAUUGUUAUAAACAGUGGGGUGUGAGGCCACGGCCUUCCUGGGUCACUACCUUAUAUGGAGGCAAAGACAUCCGUUCACAUUCAAACAUCAUUUUCAGCAAUGGUGACCUGGACCCAUGGUCGGGAGGUGGAGUUACCGAAGAUCUCUCCGAUACCCUGGUGGCAGUCAACAUCCCAGAUGGGGCCCACCAUUUAGACCUGCGACCCAGCACUGAGACGGACCCACCAUCCUUGCAGUUAGCCCGCUCUGUGGAACUCAGACACAUGAAGCAGUGGGUCUCAGAUUUCUACGGCAAUUACAGAAAGCAGCCCUGAGCAACUUUUCAAAAUCAUUUUUACUUUCUUCUUUUAUGUUCGCUCCACCCACAUACCCAUUCACUUUGAUUUUUUUAUAUGUAAUUACUUUCCCUCAUUUGUCAUUGUAUUUGUUGGGCCAAGAGACAGAAGAGCGUGACAGGGGUGGGCGCAGCCAUCCCACCCAGGUGACUGCUCCGUCCUCACUGCCUUUGUGCCAUCUCCAGGAAGAAUGCCAUCCUGGCAGCUCUGAUGCCAUCAGAACUGGCAUGGUUCCUGACUGUCUUUCACCAGAGGGAGAGUCACUUUUCUCCCAAGCGGGGGGAUGUCUCCUCGGUUUUGAGAUGGAAGUCUCUCUGGCCCAUUGUAAGCCCCCAUUCCUGCCACAAAAGGAAAAGCAGAAGCUGGAUUAAAAACGCUGCAGCUGCGGCUGGUGGGCUGUGUGAUGCCAGUCCAGGAAAGGGCCGCUUCCUGUGAGCUCCAUGACUGCCUUUGAACUGCAAUAAAGAACAGGGCAGAC